UCAGAUCUCGAUUGUUCUCCUUUCUUGAUAUGGCCAGCGGAUUCUGACAAGUCGAGAGAUGACUUAUCGGACUUGAUCUUUGUUUUAGAACUUUAUCUGAAUGAUAUUUAUUCAAGGAAAAUAGUGCAAGCAUUUGACAUGCAUGUAAGAGAUAGCAUAUGA
This is a messenger RNA of Funneliformis geosporum, 162 nucleotides long. NCBI's taxonomy places the organism in Eukaryota, Fungi, Glomeromycota, Glomeromycetes, Glomerales, Glomeraceae. The record is from the annotation of a GenBank genome assembly.